AUGCUGAGGUGGAAGCUGCAGAAGGCAUGCAAGGACAUUUCCCUACAGCCUCGACAUCCCUUGUCCUCCCAGCCCUCCGACGCUCCUUCCCACCACCUCGGCCAUCGUCCCAAGUCAGCCAAACCGGAUCGAUCGCAUCUGGCUGCCCCCGACGUUCCUCAGCGGUCCAAGAGCGUCCAGGAGGAGAGGAGGGACAGCCCCGAGCACGGGGAUGCGAAGACGGGGCUGAGAGUAAACAAUCACCUCGUCGUCAUCGACCCUGGAGAGUACGAUGGGCUCACUCACGGAGACAGAUUGAUCCACAUGUUCGAAGAUGAGAGCUCGUUUCAUUCGGGACACCUGUUCCUUGCCGCCGGGAAGGCAGGGGACUCAGUUCAUUUCCUCGUCGAGCGACAAGGAAAGAAUUCUCAUCUGCAGGCGAAGCGAACGAAGCACAGCAACGAGGGAACCAGGGGGAAGAAGAGAUCAAGCUCUAGCCUGUCCAUGAAUGAUCAAUCGCGUGUUAGGUAUCAAGGGGACGAGAUGGAUCAGCAGCAGCAGGAGGAGGAGGAGGAGGAAGAUCCUUGCAAAAAAAGAGUCACGAAGCAGGAGCUCGUUCUGAACCCACCAGCUGAGAACAGAAAAUUUUGGAAUCUCAACUACCUUGCAGAAUCUCUCUCGAAGCUAAAAGGAGAACAGCUAACAGCAGUGGGCAGCAGCCAUUCACCGGCAAACCCCGUGGACAAGGGUGUAUCCAAGGGCGAGAUCCAAGGCAUGGAGGGCGCUGCUCAGAGGCGAUGUGUAUCAGUGACCAACAUGUCAGACUACAAGGAGACGGAUCUCAUGCUCAGCCAGCUCGAAGAAGAACGACUGAGAAUCUCCCGUCUGACAGAGGUCCGGAGGGCAGCGCAGGAGGCGCAAAGAGAUGUGCAGACAGCUCGGGAGGAAGUGAAGAGCACACAGAGCUUCGAUGAUUUCUCAAAAUUCGUCCACGACAACGACGCCGCCACACGCCCCAGCAUUAAGGGGGGCUUCAUCGGGAGACUCUCAGGGGUUUCCCUCUUCACCCCCCCCUCGCAGCCGCAAGGGAGCUACUACCUCCUUCCUUCCACCCUGCACAACAAGGGUCCCAAGUUCGGAGACCCUCCCCGACGUCCCAGCUUGACUGACGAGCUGCUGGAAGCCCUUAGCUCGACUCUCUCCUCCUCUCACGCACUUCCAGCUGAAGAGGUGCGGAGGAGCAAGCCGAGCAGUCAGCCGGGCGGUCCUUCCUUUGGCGGACGUCACUACUCGGCCCUAGUGCCUGAGUGGGACGACGUCAAAUUGCGUCAGGUCGGCGAGACGCCGGGGCCGGGAGCAUACAGCACGACUGUGAAGGACAAGUUUACAAAAUCCAACAUCCCUGUGUAUGAGAGAAAAGUCAAGAUGUUGGUUGACCACCAUGGUGUCGGCUCCAUCCAGGAGCACCCGAGCUCGGGCCCAGCUGCCUCCUUCGGGUCCUCCAAGAGAUUCGCCAUCCCCAACAAAGAUCUCUUCCAGCUCCCCGGCCCAGCUCAGUAUCAGCUGCCCUCCACCCUCAAGGUCAGUUCCUUCCUCUGCCACCGUCCAGCUUACCUGAGCAUCAAGACCAACGGUGCUGUCGCCUUCGGCUCCGCUCCUCAACCUCCCGAGCUGGAGGAUACGCCAGGCCCCGGCGAGUACCUCGGGGUCGAACAGAGCUCAGCUGCCAAGCUGCCAGGAGGCUGGCUCGGGUACGCCUGGUCCCACCACAUCCCUGGAUCCAAGGACUUCGUUGAGCAAGGGAAAAAGGAGGAGCCAACGCCCGGGCCAGGAGCCUGGGGGAAGAAGUUUGGCUCACUACGGCCGGGCGACUCGAUCGCGCACAACUCGCAGCCCAAGGCGAGCUUCGGGCAGGCUGAGAUUCCCUCCUACCUCGACAGGCUCAUGCGCGCUUCCCGUCGCAUCCCUGGCCCGGGGAGCUACGACAUUCUCAGCCCCGACAAGCGUGCUCUCGCGCUUCGCCCUCCUCCUCCUCUUCAUUCCAUGGCCCAGACCCUUCGCCCCUUCUCCCAGCUGCAGGGCAUCGAAACAUCUGCGCUCCGUCCUGGCAGCAAGGAGAGCAUCGGGCUUUCUCUAGAGCCCCUCCUCUCCCCGUGCAAGCUCAGCCCCACCGAUGUCCCCAAGCUCCGCAUCAUCACUCCAGCCCGCAACAGCCGCUCCCAAUCCUUGAUCAUCUCCUCUGAUCGCAUGGAAAGGAAAUCCCCUGGCCCGGGAUCUUACAACGUCGACAUGCCCAACGACGGUUGCUUCGGAGCCGCUCCUCUCACCUUCCUCCACCUGGCGCAACUUCAGCUCUCCGCUGCAGGCAGAAGCUUGCAUGCCCACCGCAUCCCCAAGUUCAGCCCAAAGUCGCCCCCGUCGCCAUGGAGCGAGGGCUCCGAGUGGGACUCCGAGCUGGUUCUGGUGGACGGAGAUCGCUUUCACCAGUCAGGAGGGCUCAGGACCAUAGGGAUGCAACGAACCUACACCAAGAUGUACGGUAAGAAGAAGACGAGGGUCAAGCAGGGCAAGACGCACGCAGCAGGGAAGGGCAAGGGGAAGCCCAACGAGGCGAAAGAGGAGCUGCAGGUCGCCACGUCCUCCUACACCAGGCACGCACAAUCACAAGAGGGAUCAGUGAAAGGCAAGGAGGGCGAGCUCACCCGGAGAGCCAGCGCCGGCCUUCAGAGCUCCUGA
Guillardia theta CCMP2712 is the source of this 2715-nucleotide messenger RNA. RefSeq lists its product as hypothetical. Bases 1 to 2715 code for a protein of 904 amino acids. Lineage: Eukaryota; Cryptophyceae; Pyrenomonadales; Geminigeraceae. The record is from RefSeq and is a predicted model, not a curated record. The transcript is spliced from 9 exons.